AUGGUAGAUUUCGCGGCGCAACUGGUCAGACGCAUCGAUUCGGGCAAUGUCAAUGCUGUCACCAUGAAAGAACUUGAAGGCACCCUGAAGACCAAGACACCCCGUUCGCCAGCUGCUAGGGCAGCCGACUUCGACCGCCUCGGAACACAAAUCUGGAAUGCUGCUAUUCGCCUCAAAGAUCAGUCAUCACCAACCUUGAAGACUUGGCCACAACUCGAAUCUCAACUACGUGUCCUCGCCUAUCUUCUUCUGGAUACGGCGCAGCGAUCUUACGUCAAGCAUGGCAGCAGAAAGUCGUCCCAGAACUUGGUCCGCAUCCUCAAGACGGCCUUGAAAGCAGCGCGCGUCUGUAUUCACGCAAACGCUCUGGACAUUUGUACUAUGCUGUUUGAGAAAGUGGCCGAACAUGUCGAGCACAAACAGGAUCCACCUCCGGAGUAUAAGAAGGACAGGCAAGAAAGCGAGGCGGACGAGAUACUCAAAGAGUUGACAGCCGACUACUAUCUUCUGAGAGCGACGACGUCAUGGAAACAAGACAAACCUGAUACCGUAAGCUACUGGGUUGCGAGAGUUCUUUUGCUCCCGGACAGAGCAGACAUGCUGCAGCUGGCCGAGAAGAAGGCAGACCUGACAUAUGAAGUCGGCAAAUCAGCUCUGCAGCAGAAGCAGUUCAGCAACGCCGCAAGGUGGUUAGACCAGAGCUUCCAGAUCUUCGACGACAUUGAUCCCGAACUGUUGUCAUCCGACUUCUGCGACCUACGUCUGGUGGUCAUGCUCGAUUAUGUAGGUAUUGGGGAUGCUGCGUCAUUGGACAAAGCGACCGACCUCGUCGUGACGCUUGACCAGGAGCAUGGCUUCAAGACUGAAGUCCACCUUUUAAGGCUCGACAUCAUCUAUGCUAAGAGACCAUUCGAUCCAGCUGAGUUUAGCGGANNGGUGGGCCAAACUCUGAUAGAUCCUCAGCAUCAUAUCACUGACCACAUACAAGCUUUGAUCAGAAUCAUUCGUGGAGCCAUGCUCUCGGAGGGCACUUUCAAAUCACUCAAAGACUUGUUUGAAGAUAUCGCCAACGCAAAUGGCACAAAGUUGGAUCUGGAGGCAACACACGCUUCUCAAUCUUCGAUGACUGUCGCUCUCUCUCAAGGAGAUCUGACUGCUGCACGAGCAGCUUACUAUCAGAUGUCAGAUCACGGCAUGUCAGCCGCAACGACCCAAUAUCUUAUGUACAAGAUUGCCUUGCAGGAGAAUGAUGCUCACUUGGCUGCAACAUCGCUCGAAGGAGUCCUCAAGUCGUCUUCUAGAGACACCGAGAAAUAUCUCUAUGCGUGCGUACUCGAAGCGCAACAGAUAGGCGACCGACAGCAACUCAUCGCAACCAUGAACAAAGUCUUGGAACUCCAUGAGAAAAAUCCGUUGAGCGAUGUCCGCUUGCCAGUUCUUCUUCGGUAUGCGAGGUCAAACUCUAGUGUAUGGCAUAAGGCUGACAGUAUCCAGNNUUGUAUAGCCGGCUCUAUCGAGACGGAGUUAAACAACCAUGACAUGCCACUCGAAACUGGUCUGACUGAGCUGUGCAAUGUCUUCGAAGCUGAUCUGCUCCGCAAAGAAGGCGAGAAAGAUGACGGUCUUCUGAGUCGACUUCUCUUAUGUCGCUUUCUGACAACAUCUGCUUUGAUCGUCCUAGCGAGGUCAGAAGACAACAUUGAACGAGCUGUUUGUAUACGAGAUGUCCCUGACCGGAAACAUGUGCUGAUCUUGGAGCAGCUGCAACUCUAUCUCGACGCAAGAUGGCAGAUCGAAGCAUUUCACCAGAGAUAUCAAGAGACCAUACAACAGGAUUUGCUCCAACCAGAUGCAAUAUCUGACGUUGAGGUCAAGGAGUUCGAGAUGAUCAAGUUCGAUUUGGAGGCCCUCAUGCGUCUCGAACAAUGGCAAGACCUCGACAAAGUUCUUUCCGUAAGCUCACCACAUUACUCAUGCUUAACGCAUACUAACUCGGACCCGAGNAUGUGCCUCGAGUCUCGACACUCAAAUAGGCUCGAGAGCGCAGCAGACUUGGUUUUUCACAUCCAUACCCACAUAACCUCUUCUCCCUCCUAUUUCGCUCCCUCGAAUCCCCUCGCCAGAAUCCCUUCAGUGAUGGAGAAAAUCAUCAAUACAUGCUGGCGCAACGAUAAAGAUAUCUCACGCCUAGCCCGUUGGAUACGCUGCCUCUUCCAAAUGACGCUGACUAUCGACCCCAUCAUUUCCCUCCGCUGUCUGGACCAAGCGUCUGCUAUUGCAUCCAAAGCAGCCACGAGACACAUCCCCGAGGCUUACCCACCGGAAGAACUCGAGUGGUUAGCUAGUACGGCAUUCAACCAUGCCGUAGAUUUGUGGUUUGCAGGUGUUGAGGAGGAAGUAGAUGCGCAAGGAGGAGGGAACGAGCAAGCGAGGGUUUGGGCUGAGAAGGCUUUAAUGCUCGCAGGAAGUGUGGACGGGGCUAGCGCCGGAGUGCAAGGGCUGCACAAGGUUUUGCAGGAUAAGUGGAUGAAGUUGAAGGGUAUGGAUCACCGUCAAAGUUCGGACCAGUGA
Messenger RNA from Aureobasidium uvarum, 2571 nucleotides. Lineage: Eukaryota; Fungi; Ascomycota; Dothideomycetes; Dothideales; Saccotheciaceae. The record is from the annotation of a GenBank genome assembly.